CAAUCUUAUUCACAUGACCCAACCAUCGUGUUUCACUUCUGCAGAGCUGUCAUGACCAACAGUUGCGUCUUAAGAAAUCAGUCCGGUAGAGAUAAUGGGUAUCUUUCAAAUAGUGGUUAUUCUAUUACUGAGCCAACUCCCUUCAUUGAGAGGAAGAAUCCCCCUGUUUUUACCAUGUGACAAUAAUGAAAACGAUACUGAGAUAUACUGCACUGACAGGCCACUCGAUGAUAUCCCUGUUUUCACUUCAAUGAAUGUAACGUUUGUUGACCUAAGUCACACCAAGAUACGGGAAGUAGGACAGCGUAAAUUCUCUGGCAUUCCAAAUCUAAUCACUCUGAAAAUGAUGUGGAAUUGUGAUCCCAAUAGCAUUCGAAACAUAAACAGCCCCUCCUGUGGAGUCAGAAUACACAAGGAUGCCUUCAGGAGUCUGAACAACCUCACUUAUUUACAUCUGUCAGGAAACAGCCUUACCACUUUACCCUGGUUACCGGAAAGAAUUAAGGUCCUGGAUCUCGAGAGUAACUGCAUUUUCAAAAUCAUCAUCCCUUUUGGAACCCCACAUCUAGAGCAGCUCUUCCUAUCAAUGAACUGUUAUAAUGAAAACCCUUGCCACCAGUCAUUUUACAUCCAUGAGGACGUUUACAAGGAGCUAUCACAUCUAAAAGUUCUAACCCUUGGAUACAACAAUUUGACAUCAAUACCACUAGGUUUGCCAGCUUCCCUUAUGAAAUUGGAAUUGCAAGAAAAUACAAUAAGUGAGGUUCCAGAAGGGGCAUUUGCUAAUGUUCCUAACCUGGAGGAACUAAAUCUAGAAUGGAAUUGUCAGCGUUGUGACCACGCAGCCCGCCCUUGUUUUCCUUGCCCUAACAAUGCCUCCCUAAAGCUUCACCCUAAUUCAUUCAAUACGAAAAACAGCUCCAUUCAUUUUCUGAGCAUUAGGGGAAACUCUUUGAACAAUAUACCAGAGGGUAUUUUUCUACCUUUGACACAUCUGAAGAGGUUGGAUCUCUCCAGCAACUACCUUGCCUACACCAUCCGUAAUGGUACCUUCUUUACAGAGCUAAAGCAGUUGAAAUGGAUCAGCCUCAACUAUAACUCUUAUCCAUCCAAGACAUUUCCUGAACUGAUCCUUUCAGAACAUCUGGGAAAUGUCUCAAAUCUCGAAACCCUUCUGUUAAGCGGGAACUUUUUCAACACUGUUUCAGAACAAAGCCUUGUGGUUCUGUCCAGACUCAAACAACUUAAGAUGCUGGAGAUGCGCAUGAAUUUCAUUAAAUGUUUCAACAUGAGCACUGUGGGAAUGUUAACUUCCCUCAAAAAAAUUGAUGUCUCCCAGAACAUACUGAGUUAUCUCCCUUAUAAUGUGUCAUUUGGGUCCUGUUUAGAACAAGGCUCACAGGAUCAAAAUGUUUUCAAAGGCUUUUCAGAAUUACCAAUGCCACCAAUAUCAGUACACAUUAAUCAAACUAUGAUUGAAAGCAACACCUGUAGAACUAACAAUACAAUAUUGGAAAUGUGGCAUUUCAAAAAGAAAUUCUGCCAAAAAAAGUUUACAGUUGAUCUUUCACAAAAUAAUCUUAUUUUCCUUCGUAAAGAAUUUUUCUAUGGUAUGGAAAAUGUUGUAUGCUUGAACCUGACUUACAAUUAUGUAAACCAGGUGUUAAGAGGUAGACUUUUUGAUAAAUUGAAAAGCUUAGCUUACUUAGAUAUGUCAUACAAUAGAAUUGACCUAUAUUAUAGGGAUGUAUUCAGUGAGUUGAACAGGACUUUGAAGGUACUGGACCUCAGUCAAAAUGAGUAUAUAUUUCGUAUGAAGGGAAUGGGUCAUAAUCUUGAGUUUAUUGACAGGCUCACUAAUUUGGAGGUUUUAAAUCUUGCAAAUAAUGGCAUGGGUCAGCAAAUUACUCCGCACCUGAGCAGCAACUCCGUGAAGUAUUUGUACUUUUCUGGGAAUCGCCUAGAUAUAAUGUGGUAUACAGAGGGCCAGACCUACAUUCAUUUCUUCCAGAACCUGAAGAAUUUAAUCUACUUGGACAUCUCUCAGAACCGCCUGCGUUCAAUCGAAAACCGGAUCCUCUGUAAUCUACCAAAGAGCAUUCAGGCUAUCAGCAUUAGCAAUAAUUACCUUUCUUAUUUUACAUGGCCGAACCUCCAAUGUCUCGGAAAUCUAACGCAUCUAAAUCUCAGUGGAAAUCACCUUUCAAGUCUGCAUCCAAGUAUUACAGAGUUUCCACCACAUCUUUCCUUGUUGGACCUCAGUGGCAACCAGAUUACUGAUCUUCCUGAUAAAUUCUUCUGUAAAGCCAAAGCUUUGCAUUGUCUCUAUCUCAAUGACAACUUUCUCAAAGUGUUGAACCGUCAGUCACUCCCACCUCUGCUGACAAAUGGCACUUCUUUUCAAUUGCUUACCCUGCAUGACAACCCUUUCAUCUGUGACUGUAACAACUCCGGAUUGGAUGAAUUCCUGCGGACCAGCAACACACGUAUUCCUCACCUGACCACUGCUGUUCAAUGUGGAUUCCCAGAGCCCCUGCAGGGUCAACAUGUGCUGACCGUCGACCAGCGUUCCUGUCAGGAGAUCUAUGGUGGCUUGGCCUUCCUCUUAAGUACACUCUUCAUAUGUGCAUUUAUUGCUCUGCCACUGUUAAGACAUCUGUAUGGCUGGGAUGUGUGGUACUGCCUACAGAUCCUAUGGGCAGGAUGUAAGGGCUACCUGCAUUCGUCUGCCAGUUGCUCGCCAAAACACUAUGAUGCUUUCGUGGUGUUUGACACAAACAACCAGGCCGUGAGAGACUGGGUUUACAAUGAGUUGGUUAUCCAUUUGGAGAGCUCAGGCCACAGAAGAUUCUCUCUCUGUUUAGAGGAGAGGGACUGGAUUCCUGGGCUUUCCUGCAUUGAAAACCUCCACCAUGCUGUCCAUAGCAGCGAGAAGACAGUGUUUGUGCUGUCCAACGGCACAAGAAAUGGCGUUGGUGAAGCAACGGUCAACGGUCUGAUACAGCAGACUUUUUUCAUGGUCCAGCAGAGACUUCUUGAUGAGAAGGUGGACGUAGCCGUUCUCAUACUGCUGGACAAGAUGUUUCCCAAGCUGAAGUACGUCCAACUAAGGACGAGGUUGUGCAAGAAGUCAGUGAUGUCCUGGCCUAGAAACCCAAAGGCCCAACCCCUAUUCUGGAACCAAAUGAGGAUAGCACUGUCAUCAGACAAUCUUAAAUUAUAUGACAAAAACAUUAGUGAAAGUUUCAUAUAAAUUCCACUCGUCUCUCAAAAUCUAUCGUCUCUCUGAAAAUAUGUGUAGAUAGGCCUAAUUACUUUUCAAUGAAGACCACCGCUGUUCAACAAUUGAUGUGGACCUUGUGUGACCUUGUGUAAAUAUAGCCUAACCCUAACCCUACAUUUUAUGUAGUUUACAUAUAUAUCAUAUAAUCCUUUAUUUUUAGCUUUCACUUGUCUCUAGUUUAACAAACCAACAUCUACAGUUUCUGAAAAAUGUGAAGAAAUGUGCGUGUGUAUAUAUAGGCUGAAUAACUUUUCAAUGUAGAGCACAUCCUUUUAAUAAUUUGUGUUCAAUUUGGGAUUAGGGUUCCUGUUCCUGCUAAUUUGCAUCCCUGAUUAUGUAGCGUUUUAAUGUAAAAACACAUAACUAAUCUUGGACAAUGUACUGGCUAUGCUGCCACUUAGAUUAAUCAAACCAUCAUGAAACUCAUGAUAUGUAUACAAUUAAACGAUUUUAUACUUGACAUGCAUUCGUGUGCUGAUCUAGAGAAGGGAUUAAAGCCUAGUGCUGUACUGAUUUGGGAAUUCUUGACAUCAGUCAAGCAUAUGUCUAUGUUAUGGGGACCUUUUCUGUUAAGACACAGUUUAUUUUGUCUAAAGAUGUAUGCAUACUGUAGAUUGGUAUUUUUAUCUAGUUUUUAAGAUAUGGGUUCGGACUUCAGUCUUGUAGAUAUGGCAAAGAGUACCCAUGAUUGUAAGAUAUAAAACGACUUUGUGAUUUUUGAAUUA
Messenger RNA from Gadus morhua (Atlantic cod), 4008 nucleotides. RefSeq names its product toll-like receptor 9. Gene Ontology annotation, molecular function: protein binding; pattern recognition receptor activity. Gene Ontology annotation, biological process: positive regulation of interleukin-6 production; defense response to virus; toll-like receptor signaling pathway. Gene Ontology annotation, cellular component: plasma membrane. NCBI's taxonomy places the organism in Eukaryota, Metazoa, Chordata, Actinopteri, Gadiformes, Gadidae. The transcript has 3 exons. The coding region runs from base 95 to 3253 and encodes 1052 amino acids. The record is from RefSeq and is a predicted model, not a curated record.